CACUUGAAUCCAAGCACAGAUUCUCUUUCUCGUACCGUAUAGUCGAGGGAACCUGCGACUCACCUGCCUCGCGAACCUCAUCAUCCCGUUCAAUCGCUCUGACCGACAUUUAUAUCUAGGCAUCCAUGAUAUAGAUUUAUUGUUGUUUGACACAACUGCAAUCGCGUUCGGCCGCCUGAAUUCAGUACAGCUUUAGCUUCUGUUGAUCGGAACAAGCGAGGGCUUGUUGAUAUUUUGUGUGGAUAUUUCUUGUGGUGGAAAGGACUUUGACGAGCUGAAUUUUACUCGAAUUAGUGUCGUUCUUGGUAUUUUUUUACAAUGGUGAAGGACUUGUCAAGUACGUCGGCGGGAAGCAUCCUGGGUAUAUCCGACAUAACGGAGAACAAGUUAAUAUGGAAAAUGUUGGUGGCAGAAUGUUUGGGAACAUUGAUCUUGGUUCUGGUAGGGUCUGGAUCGUGUAUAGCCCUCAACCAACCCGCUGAAUACGUCCCUUACGUACAAAUAGCUCUGGCUUUCGGAUUGACGGUAGCAACACUAGCUCAGGCUAUUGGUCAUAUCAGCGGUUGCCACAUUAACCCAGCAGUUACGCUAAGCCUUUUCGUCACAGGAGACAUAAAACUCUUGAGGGCCAUCUUCUUCAUCGUCGUGCAAUGCAUUGGAGCAGCUGGAGGAUCAGCGUUGUUAAAAGUGGCCACGCCAGAAGAUAAAGUCGGCAACUUGGGUCUGACCAACAUAAGUUCGCAGAUCACGCAACUCCAGGGACUCCUGAUGGAAGGCGUGCUGACCUUCCUGCUCCUAUUCGUCAUCCACGGCGUCUGCGACCCCCGCAGGAACGACAUCAAGGGAUCCGCCCCACUUGCCAUCGGGCUGGCGAUCACCGCUGCCCAUUUAUGUGGGAUCCAAUAUACUGGAUCUAGUAUAAAUCCGGCACGCAGUUUUGGGCCAGCCGUUAUCAUGAACAUCUGGGAAAAUCACUGGAUAUACUGGGUAGGCCCAAUUAUCGGUGGGGUGGUUGCCGGUCUAGUGUACAGGUUCCUGUUCAAAGUGGAAAAAGGAGAAAACGAUUCUUACGAUUUCUAAAAACUGACAACUUCCGAAACGAUUCAUUCUAACCCUCUUUGCUUCGUCAUCCCUUGUUCCGUCAUCACUAACGCUCACAGGAAGCAUCCGAGACUAACACUGUACAAGUUUUUUUACAUAUUGUAAAAAGGUAUAUAUAUUCUGUCUUAGUUUCUCAACUAAAGAUGUAUUUGUAGUUAUUUUAUCCACGACCGAGUGUUAUAAGGGCAACUUUAAUCGCCCGUGGUCUAUAACAAGUGACUACUACUAUAAUGACUCGAUGCUCGAUUUAAAA
Messenger RNA from Anoplophora glabripennis (Asian longhorned beetle), 1354 nucleotides. It is a transcript of the gene Drip, whose product is annotated as aquaporin AQPAe.a. Gene Ontology annotation, cellular component: plasma membrane. Bases 319 to 1080 code for a protein of 253 amino acids. The transcript is spliced from 6 exons. Gene Ontology annotation, biological process: transmembrane transport. Gene Ontology annotation, molecular function: water channel activity. The record is from RefSeq and is a predicted model, not a curated record. NCBI's taxonomy places the organism in Eukaryota, Metazoa, Arthropoda, Insecta, Coleoptera, Cerambycidae.